Schistocerca piceifrons (Central American locust) is the source of this 2212-nucleotide messenger RNA. RefSeq lists its product as uncharacterized. NCBI's taxonomy places the organism in Eukaryota, Metazoa, Arthropoda, Insecta, Orthoptera, Acrididae. The record is from RefSeq and is a predicted model, not a curated record. Gene Ontology annotation, biological process: regulation of transcription by RNA polymerase II; cell differentiation; anatomical structure morphogenesis. Gene Ontology annotation, molecular function: DNA-binding transcription factor activity, RNA polymerase II-specific; RNA polymerase II cis-regulatory region sequence-specific DNA binding. The transcript has 10 exons. Bases 1 to 2070 code for a protein of 689 amino acids.
AUGACACUUUUGAUUCUGAUCUGCACCACUCCAGUCUCAUCUAGCCUGUCGGUCUCUGAUGUUGGCAGCAGUGGCCUGGCUGUCCCUGACGCGUCGCACCUCGGCAGUGGCUACUGGGAGGAGGACGCCCCCGCAGAUGACGAGACGACGACAUUGACAGGAGGUGCCGGUACUCUGACCUCUGCAGCUGUCGUCACAGCCGACAGUAGUGGCGGUGGUACUGAGAGCGACAGCAGGGGAACCACCACUAGCAGUGCUGCCAAUGCGACAGGCGAGGAGCAGCCCCUCACUGGUGGUGGCUCUGCCAGUACUGCCAACACUAAGCCACCAUUCUCCUACAGGAUGCUCAUUGCUAUGGCCAUAAUACAGUCACCGCACAGGAGACUGACGCUGUGGGAAAUCUUCACCUACCUCGUGAGCCGCUUCCCCUACUUCAGACGCAACAAGAAGAUCUGGCAGAACUCGAUACGCUGCUGCCUGUGGUCUUGCAAGUGCUUCGUCAAAGUGCGACGGGGGCGUGGCGACGCCAGUGGCAAAUACUGCAACUACUGGACGCUCGACCCGCAGUGUGGCGAGAUGUUCGAGAAUGGGAAAUUCUGCUGCCGGCACGUGAAGAGGCCGACCUGCAGGGGUCUCGCGGUGGCAGCGCCCGCGCAUCCGCACCUCUGCCGGCGCGAACACCGCCGCCGGCAACACGACACGCCCUACACGAGCCCGCCGGAAUACCGGCAGCUGCCGGAGACCGCAGGCGGCCCCGAGACGCGACCGUCCUAUCCGCUCUGGACCAGCACGGCCACCUCAACCCCGGCCGGCUCGUCGGUUUCUGAGGUCGGCGGCACCAGACGGGCUGCCCUCGACUCUGGCUCUGGCCGCGGCCGACAUGGCGGUGAGACCCGGACGUGGGACGAGACGAAACUGGCGGCAGCCGCCGCUGUUCCGAUCUCUGCAUCUGGCCGCACCGCCAUCGGUGGCGGCUGUGGAGGAACCGCCACAGGCAGUACUACUAGUGGGGUGGACGGAGAGCGGCUUUUCGGUGAUGCCGGCUCGGCCCGUACUGUCGACACGAAGCCGCCGAUCUGCUACGCGAAGCUCAUCGCUAUGGCCAUAGCGGAUUCACCGCAGAGGAGGGCGACGGUGACUGAGAUUUACGCCUACAUCGUGAGCCACUUCCCCUACUACGAGCGCAACAAGAAGGUCUGGCAAAAAUCGAUCCGCAACAUCCUGUCGCUCGGCAAGUACUUCGUCAAAGUGCCGCGGGAGGACGGCGACCGCAAGGGCGAGCGCUGCUGCUUCUGGGUGCUCAACUGGAAAUACAAGGAGAGGUUCGCGAGUGCCAACUUCCGCUGGAAGCAGUCCACGAAGCGGCCACUCCGCAGGGGUCCGAAGGCGAUCGCCGCACCUUUAGCGCCCUGCGAGAAAACUGUCACCUCGCUGCCCUGCGCCAGCACUGCCACCCCAACCUCCACAACCGUGUCAGUCUCCGGUGUUGGGAACCCUGGAAAGGACGCCCCCAAUUCGUCCCACCCUCGCAGUGACCGCAGUUGGGACUUCUCGGCAUCAGACGCAACAUCAUCUGUGAGCGACACUCCAACUGCAUCUCCAACUGUGUCCGGUGGCAGAGACGACUGUACCAAUGGUGGGGGAACCACCGUGUGCAGUGCUGCCGGCGGAGCAACCGAAGAGCAGCGCCGUGGGGAUGCCGGCUCAGCCAGUACUGCCAACACGAAGCCACCAUUCUGCUAUGUGAUGCUUGCUGCUAUGGCCAUAGCACAUUCACCAGACAGGAGGGCGACGCAGUCGGAGAUCUGCGCCUACAUCGAGAACCGUUUCCCCUACUUCGAUCGCAAGAAGAAGGUCUGGCGGAGCUCGGUCCGGGCGUACCUGUCGCUCGGCAAGUACUUCGUCAAAGUGCCGCGGGAGGACGGCAAUCGCGGGGAGCACUACUGGACGCUCAACCCGCAGUACGAGGGCGUGUUCAACUACGGCAGCUUCCGCGACUACCCGUGCGUGAAGCGGACGUUGUGCAGGCAGUGCGAGAAGCAGCCGUUUCUCGGGCCCUGGGAGCGGUGACGCCUCUGAGAGAGCCCGACGGCACCGCCAGCGCCUCCCGCCACCUCCAGAUCGCGCGACGCAGCCCCGCCGUGUCGGAGCACCUCGAGCUGGCGGCUGCUGCCGACAGGUUGCAGUGCGGUCCCACGCCUCUCUCGACUGC